Molecule: messenger RNA, 1086 nt
Organism: Eutrema salsugineum
Lineage: Eukaryota; Viridiplantae; Streptophyta; Magnoliopsida; Brassicales; Brassicaceae
Product: putative F-box protein At1g58090
Molecular function (GO): protein binding
Source: RefSeq, a predicted model, not a curated record
AUGAGUCCCUUGUUCGCUUCAACGAUAAGCGUUUUUCAAAAUUUGGAAAAAGCUAUUAUUCUUACUUUGCAUUAUUUUUCUUCUCUUCCUUUAAAUUUGUUACAAAGGGUGGCGAGGAAGCUUCCCUCAGAGUUACAGGAAGAGAUACUCAUUAGGGUUUCAUCACCUCUAUCUCUCGCUUGAUUCAGAGCCGUUUGUAGAGAAUGGAACCCUAUUUUCAAGGAGAAGAGAUUUGUCAACAACCACUUUGCUUGCAGAAGAGCUCGUCCAGAAUUCAUGUUACAGACUGAUUCCAAGUUUCAUUCGAUUAACGUCAAUCUCAAUGACUUUGACUCAAAUAUCAAAGUCAUUGAGUUAACCACCCCCUUUCAUAGUCCCCGUAUACACUCGGUUAACUGCGAUGGGCUCUUCUUCUUUUAUAGCAUUUUGGAUUCAGUAUCCACCGUUUGGAACCCGUGUUUGAGGGAGACUAGAUGGGGUUGGAUCAAACUUAAAUUCUCGUUACUAGGCAUGGUUUACGAUAGUAGUGGACCCGGAAAGAGUUACAAGAUCGUUGGGUAUACUGUUAAUAUCAACCACCUGACACUUGCCAUCUACGACUGUGCAACGAAUUCAUGGAAGUUUGUUGAUGAUGCCAAUACGAAGGAAAGUCCAGAACAAAAAUCGUUAUUUCUUUAUAAUAAUGUGUCCCUGAAUGGAAAUUUGUAUAUGACUGCUUAUAAUCUCGAAACCUGUCAGUGUUUUAUCCGAGUCCUAGAUUGCUCGAAAGAGAUACUGAAACAUUUUUGUAUUCUACCGUGCACUAAUAAAGAUUCUCUCCAUACUCAUGUCCUACGGUUCUCGUUGUUAGAACGAUGCGAUGAAACACUAGAGACUAAGAUUUGGGUGACAAAGAAGAAAAUUACAAAUGGUGAUGAUGGAGAAGAUGUGGUGUGGAUUAAGUUCAUGAGUGUCUCAACACCUAACUUCUCCAGGUUUAAUUACAACCCGUAUAAAAGUUACUUUGUCCAGAAUAAUAUCUAUGGGAAGUGCUUCAUCAUAUGUUGUAGCCACAAGACUAGACGGGUUGCGAGGUGUAUAUUGUAA